Molecule: messenger RNA, 384 nt
Organism: Rotaria sp. Silwood2
Lineage: Eukaryota; Metazoa; Rotifera; Eurotatoria; Philodinida; Philodinidae
Source: the annotation of a GenBank genome assembly
AUGUCAUUUACAGAAGCUGAAGAUCGUCUUUUACAAAAUCGUACUAGAUGUAAAUGUCUUUCAAUAUUAAAAACAUUACGUGAUCGUAAUUUUGAUUCAAUACCAAUAACAAAUUAUGUAUUAAAAUCUUUAGUUUUAUAUGAAUGUGAAAAACAUCCAAAUGAACAUGAAUGGUCCGAUGAACAAACAUUAGGUGAUCGUCUUAAUGGAAUAUUAUUACAAUUAAUAUCAUGUUUACAAUGUCGAAAAUGUCCACAUUAUUUUUUACCUAAUGUAGAUUUAUUUAAAGGUAAAUCUAUUCAAACAUUGGAUUAUGCUGCUAAACAAUGUUGGCAAUUAACUCGUGAAAUGCUUAUUAAUAGUCAUUGUCUUGAUGGAUUAUAA